Manis javanica (Malayan pangolin) is the source of this 5355-nucleotide messenger RNA. It is a transcript of the gene DUSP16, whose product is annotated as dual specificity phosphatase 16. Gene Ontology annotation, biological process: peptidyl-tyrosine dephosphorylation; negative regulation of MAPK cascade. Lineage: Eukaryota; Metazoa; Chordata; Mammalia; Pholidota; Manidae. The record is from RefSeq and is a predicted model, not a curated record. Gene Ontology annotation, cellular component: nucleus; cytoplasm. Gene Ontology annotation, molecular function: protein tyrosine/threonine phosphatase activity; MAP kinase tyrosine/serine/threonine phosphatase activity; MAP kinase tyrosine phosphatase activity.
GCAUCCCUGUGUGGGGGGCUUUAACCAGUUUCUAAGCGAUUAUUAUUACCUCUCCCCCCGCCCUCCGCUUUCCCCACGCACCCCCCUUCACCUCCCCGAGUUCUUCACCCCUUUCAACAUUGUUUUUUCAAGGCUGAUUGGGGCGGGGGGUGGAAGAGAAAGAGCGAAGAAAAGUUGCAAACGUCUCCUCUCCCCCUCAGCCUCCCGCCCCCAGCCCCCCUCCGAGGAGAAGAUAAUAUAGUGAAAAGAAGAGGCGGCGGAGAGCGCGACGGGACGGACGCGAGCGGCAGCGCAGCCGCCCUCCCGGCCCCGCGGCGGCGCCUCGCAAGUCCGCGCGGCGAGCGGGGCGCGAGGGAGGCGCCGUGACAACGUUCGCUUCCCCCGGAGGGAGUCGGGAGGUCCACGGCCUCCAAAGCUUUUCAGCCCAGCAUAAAGCUGUUGGCGCGAGGGAGCAAAGGUAAAGAAUGACGUAAUGCACUGGCUGCCCCAAAGCAUCUUUUGUUGUGGAAUGGUUAUUCCAGUCAUCUCUUUAUGAAUCAGAUGUGAGGGGCUGCUUUGUGGAAGGAGUCCUUUGCUAGAGCACAUCAGCGGGAAAGAGAAAGAGACAUUCACUUGGAGGGCUCUUGCUGAAAAUGGGUUUAACUCUCCUUCUGCCAGUCACCACCAGCCUGACCUCAUACAUGUUUAGUACAAUGGAGUAGCUGAGCCUUUGAGCACACCACCAUUACAUCAUCGUGGCAAAUUAAAGAGGGACGUAGGGAAAGAAGACUUAUUGUUGUCAUGGCCCAUGAGAUGACUGGAACCCAAAUUGUUACUGAGAGGUUGGUGGCACUGCUGGAAAGUGGAACGGAAAAAGUGCUGCUAAUUGAUAGCCGGCCGUUUGUGGAAUACAAUACAUCCCACAUUUUGGAAGCCAUUAAUAUCAACUGCUCCAAGCUUAUGAAGCGAAGGUUGCAACAGGACAAAGUGUUAAUUACAGAACUCAUCCAGCAUUCAGCAAAACACAAGGUCAACAUUGAUUGCAGUCAGAAGGUUGUAGUUUAUGAUCAAAGCUCCCAAGAUGUUGCCUCUCUGUCUUCAGACUGUUUUCUCACUGUACUUCUGGGUAAACUGGAGAAGAGCUUCAGCUCUGUCCACCUGCUUGCAGGUGGGUUUGCUGAGUUCUCCCGAUGUUUCCCUGGCCUCUGUGAAGGGAAGUCCACUCUUGUCCCCACCUGCAUUUCUCAGCCUUGCUUACCUGUUGCCAACAUCGGGCCAACCCGAAUUCUUCCCAAUCUUUAUCUUGGCUGCCAGCGAGACGUCCUCAACAAGGAGCUGAUGCAACAGAAUGGGAUUGGUUAUGUGCUGAAUGCCAGCAAUACCUGUCCCAAGCCUGACUUUAUCCCUGAGUCACAUUUCCUCCGAGUGCCUGUGAAUGAUAGUUUUUGUGAGAAAAUUUUGCCGUGGUUGGACAAAUCCGUGGAUUUCAUUGAGAAAGCAAAGGCCUCCAACGGGUGUGUCCUGGUGCACUGCCUGGCCGGGAUCUCUCGCUCGGCCACCAUCGCUAUCGCCUACAUCAUGAAGAGGAUGGAUAUGUCCCUGGAUGAAGCUUACAGAUUUGUGAAAGAAAAAAGACCUACUAUAUCUCCAAACUUCAAUUUUCUGGGCCAACUCCUGGACUAUGAGAAGAAGAUUAAGAACCAGACUGGAUCUUCAGGGCCAAAGAGCAAACUCAAGCUGCUGCACCUGGAGAAGCCGAACGCCCCUGUCCCCGCGGCCUCGGAGGGUGGACAGAAAAGCGAGACGCCCCUCAGUCCACCCUGUGCCAAGUCUCCUACCUCAGAGGCGGCAGGGCAAAGGCCGGCACAUCCUGCCGGCAUGCCUGGUGUGCAGCCCCCGCUGCCGGGGGACAGCCCGCUGGAGCAGGCACUCAAUGGGCUCCACGUGUCUGCGGACAGGCUGCAAGACAGCACUAAGCUCAAGCGUUCCUUCUCUCUGGACAUCAAAUCCGUUUCGUGCUCAGCCAGUGUGGCGGCGUCCGUGCAUGGUCUCUCCGCAUCAGAAGAUGCCCUGGAGCACUACAGACCUUCCUCGACUCUGGACGGGACCAGCAAGCCCUGCCAGUUCUCUCCCGUGGAGGAAGUCUCAGAGCAGACCCCAGAGAGCAGCCCAGAUAAGGAGGAAGCCAGCAUGCCCAAGAAGCCCCCGACCACCAGGCCUUCAGAUGGCCAGAGCAAGCGAUGCCAUCCCGUGAGGACCAGCAGCAGCGGAGCCACCCCGCGGUCCCUCUUAGCGCCGCUGCAUCGGAGCGGGAGCGUGGAGGACAACUACCACACCAACUUCCUCUUCGGCCUCUCCACCAGCCAGCAGCACCUGGCCAAGUCUGCUGCCGGCCUGGGCCUCAAGGGCUGGCAUUCAGAUAUCUUGGCUCCCCAGACCUCCACCCCUUCCCUGACCAGUAGUUGGUAUUUUGCCACGGAGCCUUCUCACUUCUACUCUGCCUCGGCCAUCUACGGGGGCAGCGCCGGCUACUCUGCCUACAGCUGCAGCCAGCUGCCCACCUGCAGCGACCAAGCGUAUUCUGUGCGCAGGCGGCAGAAGCCCAGGGACAGAGCCGACUCCCGGCGCAGCUGGCAUGAAGAGAGCCCCUUUGAAAAGCAGUUUAAACGCAGAAGCUGCCAGAUGGAAUUUGGAGAGAGCAUCAUGUCAGAGAACAGGUCACGGGAAGAACUGGGGAAAGUGGGCAGCCAGUCUAGCUUUUCAGGCAGCAUGGAAAUCAUUGAGGUCUCCUGAGAAGAAAGACACUUGUGACUUCUGGUGACAGUUUUCUUCUUGUUCACAAAAAAUAUUCCCUGUAAAUCUGAAAUAUAUAUAUGUACAUACAUAUAUAUUUUUGGAAAACAGAGCUAUGGUGUCAACACAGUUCUCUCAACAUCUGCAUUUGAGAGAUGAGUUAACGUGUGUCAACAGAAGUGGAAGGGCAGAUGCUUGGUUUCCCUGAGACAGAGGACACAGUUCCGGGCAGUGAACUGCAGGUCCUGUUUUUACUAAGUCAAGUUUUAUCGGGUAUGAGAGGACAAGAUACCCUGCCAUUUCCAUGUGCUACCAAGAAAUCUCCAGUACGAGUCUGUCCAGCCCUUCCACAGUGCACCUUAGCGCUGAGACUGAGCCAGGUGGGUCGGGUGGGGAGACCCUAUUGGGGACAGAACCUAAUGGUCAAUCCAAGAGAAAUGAUCACUUCCAAAGCUGAUUCACAAAUCCAAGCUUACCUGGCAGCCGAGUGAUGCGAGCAUCAUUCUGCUGGACAGACCAUUAGGGGCCUUGCCAAGAUCUACUUUAGAGCAAACCAGUACCUCAGACAGCAGGCGGGGGCUUUCUCCACUGCCCCGGCCGGGAGCCCACAUUCUAGGCGUUGUGAGUAGGUAGGUAGCUAGUCAUACUUCUCAGACCAGUUCAGACUGUCUGUGUCCAUGCACCAAUUUCCCACUGGGCCUGGAUGGAGGUUAUUAACUUUUCCUUUUUUCUUCUCAGCUGGAUGAAGAAAGAGGGGAAACCAUCUAGGAUUCCAUUUAACAGCCAGGAAUCUGGCAGCUAAUAAUGAUUUAAGCUAAGGUUGGGAGGCUAAACAAAUCUACCUCCCGCUUUAUAAAUCAAACAAUUGUUUGGAAUGGGAUUGUUAAUCCUUUAAAUAAAGAUUGACUUGGUUUAAAGCCAGAUGUGGAUUUAUUUGGGUUGGUAGAGCAGCAGCACCUUCAAGUUCUCUGCCAAAGUAGAUGUUUUCCAUCUUGGCUUCAUUGCACAGAUACAUUUUGUAAAAAUGUAACUAUAAGGUAGACUUUUAAAGGGAGAACCAAAGGGGGAGAAACUGAAGAGACUGAAGGAGGUAAAACCACAGAGGAGAAGCAGAAACUCUUAUUUCCUCAGUGGCUUUUUUCCUCCUGGUGUGCGGUGAGGGUGGUAUUUCUCUAAUUCCCUUAGACUUUCAGAUUUACUAAGAGGGCUGAGAGGCUAGUAAGCAAGGAAUGUUUAGAAUAAAACAGUAUAGGAAGGCGGGAAGAAGGUGGUUGAGUGCUGUUCCGUUGUGAGCAGCGUGAAAAGCCACAGCCAGGCUGGCCUCAGAAAGCAUCCCCAGCAUUGAUUUUCUUAGUAGAAGGGACAGACCAGAACGGCGGGGACCGUGGUGGUCUCUCAGCCCCUGACCUGCAAUAACUGUGUGGAGUUGUCCCGGCAGCUGAAAAUAGGAAAUAGUUAGAGCAGCCCACGCGGACAGGACAGAUCUGGUUUCACGUCCCGGGCUGGAGUUCUGUCAGCUCAGGGUGGUCCUCUUUGGAAGCCUUAAUUCACGUCAGCAGCCUUUUACGGGGUUGGGUGGGGGGUUGUCGUUGUUCUUUACAUGUAGCUAGAUGCUGACUCAUAUCUCAGGUUUUUCUGUGUUUGAGAAGUGGACCGUCCUUUGACUGGGAUGUGACUUAGUAUUUCCUAUGGUGACUGCUGAAACCAGCAUAGAAGGGCAUGACUCAAGACCGACUCGCUCAUGACAAGUAUGAGCUUCACAUAACAUGACUGGCUGUGCACAAAUGAUGUGCUGUGAUAUGGGUGUAAAAUGAAGGCAGGUUAGUGUAAACCACGGAGGGAGUGCACUGUUACCAUAUUGAAAAAGUUCUCUUAACUGAUCUUAGUUUUUCUAUAUAGACUUAAAUUUUGGAUGUAAUCCGACAUUAAGGUUUCACAGCAGUUUGUGAGGUGUUAAGUGUACACACACCCAAUGGGUAACAGCUCCUGCUUCCAGAGUCUGGUCCCAACUGUCUAACUUACAAAAUGAGAGCAGGGGCUCCAGGGCUCUGUAUGUUUCAGGAGGUUGGGGCCUUGGUUUUAAGGAGAUCUCUGGGCAGAAAUCUGCCUUCCGCCAUUUGGGGUUUCUCUUGGCCCAUGGUCCCCUUCCUUCUUUUGACUGUGACGUAGUCAUUCACUACAACCUUCAGUGCUUGAUCGCUAAUGUCCAAUAAUCAGUGCUUGGAAUCCUGAGGAGCCUGCAGAGGUCGCAGCUGCCGAGGCGGGCCUGGAGCUGCCUGGGCACUGGCGGAUGGGGCGGCGGAUGGCCCUCCUCGGCAUGUGGCCCAGGGGGAGCCCUGCGGUCCGCUGCGAUGAUACAGAAUGGUGAUUUUAAAGAGCAAAACUAAACUGCUAGGUGAGAAAUGCUGGAGAAUGGUUUAGGAAAUUGUAAAGUUAGGUGGAAAGACUGUGUAAAUGUUUAAUAUGAAUAUAGUGCUCUUGUGGAGUAAGGCAAGCUGUUGAAUGGUUAAAUUGUGCAUUUCUCAUUUUGAUGUGUCCUGUAUGUUAAUAUGAUAAUAAAACUGGUACCUGUUUAUACAUAAA